Molecule: messenger RNA, 363 nt
Organism: Verticillium nonalfalfae
Lineage: Eukaryota; Fungi; Ascomycota; Sordariomycetes; Glomerellales; Plectosphaerellaceae
Exons: 4
Coding region: 1-363 (120 amino acids)
Biological process (GO): protein folding
Cellular component (GO): prefoldin complex; cytoplasm
Molecular function (GO): protein folding chaperone
Source: RefSeq, a predicted model, not a curated record
AUGUCGUCUCAAACCGCAGCACAGGCCAAUCCAAGGAAGCAGCAAGAACUGCAAAAUCAGUACACUGUCUACAAGAACACACUGCAGCAGAUUGCACAGAAGAUCGGUGAUGUAGAGCAGGAGGCUGAGGAACACAAGCUGGUUCUUGAAACUCUGCAGCCGUUGUCAGGAGACCGCAAGGCAUUCCGUCUUAUCAACGGUGUUUUGAUGGAACAGACGGUUCAAGAUGUUAUGCCUGCGCUCAAGACUAAUUCCGAGGGCUUGAAGAAGGUCCUCGAAGACCUUGUGAAGCAGUACAAAACGAAACAAGAUGAGUUGGAGAAAUGGAAGAAGAAGCACAAUAUUCAAGUCGUCCAGUCGUGA